UCUUCUUCUUCUUCUUCUUCUUCUAACUAAAAACGUCGCCUCUCCAUAACGUCAGCAUACUUUUGGCUACAGAAGCUAUUCAAAUAUCAACAUAUUCAGCUGGGUCAGGAAUCAAUGGGAAACUUUCAACUUUUUCACUCUUUUUUUCCCAUUCAACUCAAUGGGAGGAACCUUCAACUGCUCUUUAACUGCACCUUGCGCAAAAUGCUACUCCUUCCACAUAGUUUCAGCUAGAGACUUCAUUCCAACUUCAAAACGUUCACAAGACCUUCAGCUAUUAAUCUCUUACAGCGGUGUUUGAUAUCUCUUACCCUUGUUGAGAUAUCUCUCUUUGAGUGGAGCUCGGUAAAGAGGCCUUCUUCAGAUCCUAUCAUCAGUGUGUAUUGCGCAACUCGCUGACGUUAGAGAGCGUGAUGUCUCAGCUAGAGUGGAGGACAGCUGGAAAUUCACCUUCAACUUUUUUUUAACCUGCCAUAAUGCCCACACCCUAUACUCCUGGGUCUUAAUUCUACACUUGAAUUGUAGGAAAACCUCUGUUGGGUUGAAAAUAAAAACAAUUUAAGCAAAGAGCUUUAAUAAAUGCCUCUUGAGGACACCAAGCAACAAGAGCUUUCACAUCCAUUAAGUCCCAUUGUAAAUGUUGCCUCAUCUUUCCUCCUUUAUUGUCCUGAAAAUACACAAACAGCACUCUAUCCUCUCAUCAGGUAUCUGAGAUGCUCCGAGCGUUGAGAUUGUACCGAUAGCAGCUACCGUUUUCCAACUAGAGUUAAAAAUGUAAGAGGUUUAUUUCUCCUUCAGAUGAAUGGAGAGGCUCUGCUUUCACUGAUCACUGCAGAUCUCCAUGGAAACCUUUGACCUCUGGAGACAGACAGGUGUUAUGAUGAGGUGCUCAGCUCAGAGACAGACACACACACUGGAGUUUAACACACUCAGCCUAUUCUCCUGUCUGAUGGAGGCUUCACACUGACUUCAACAUGUUCCACAUAUUGUAGACGUUAUUGGUGACGUAUGGUUUUAGUUCUCUGCUCUUUUAAACAUCAUUGCUAAAAGUCAGUUGUUUAAACAGCUACAGUCACCAUUCAGAGAUUCAGAUAUUCAGCUGCUUCUGCAUUUUCACCAAAGUUCAGCAACACAUUUGUGCAGCUUACAGCAUUCACACACAUUUUCAGCAGGAAAUGCAUUUUAGUUCAUAUUCAUUUAAAAUAUUAAAAACUGAAACUUUUAAAGCAUUUUGUUCCAGUUUUUCCAAAUGGUUGAAUAUGAAUGAGAAUAACAGAGAGGAGGUGAAUGUGUGACGGACAGUGCUCCAGCUUCCACAGACUCACUCUGUGCUCCAUGAGUCGCUGAAGAUGCUGUCAGUACUGAUGAGCUGUGUGAGGGAGAGGAAGGAGCUGUUGAAGAUCUGAGGAGAGAAACUGCUGCAGAGACUUUGAGCUUGGAUUAUCAUGGAUCUACAUCUUUCUGGACUCUGACCUCUAAACCUUCUUCAGCUCUGAACAGAUUAUUAAACCUUCAAACUCACUUCAUGUUUUCUUUAUUCAGACUGAGGAACUGCAGGUUGUCAGAGAUCAGCUGUGCUGCUCUGGCCUCAGCUCUGAAGUCCAACCCCUCCCAUCUGAGAGAUCUGGACCUGAGUUACAACGAUCUGCAGGAUUCAGGAGUGGAGCUGCUGAGAGAUCUUCUGGAGAGUCCUCUCUGCAGACUGCAGACUCUCAGACUAGCUGACUGUGGACUCUCAGACACUCACUGUGAAGUUGUGGCCUCAGCUCUGAAGUCUGACCCCUCCCAUCUGAGAGAUCUGGACCUGAGUGAGAACAAGCUGCAGGAUUCAGGAGUGGAGCUGCUGAGUUCUGGACUAAAGAGUCCAAACUGCAGACUGCAGACUCUCAGAAUGAUGAACUGCUGGUUGUCAGAGAUCAGCUGUGCUGCUCUGAUCUCAGCUCUGAAGUCCAACCCCUCCCAUCUGAGAGAUCUGGACCUGAGUUACAACUACGCUCCUCAGGAUUCAGGAGUGGAGCUGAGAGGUCUUCUGGAGAGUCCUCUCUGCAGACUGCAGACUCUCAGUCUGAGGAACUGCAGCCUGUCAGAGAUCAGCUGUGCUGCUCUGGUCUCAGCUCUGAAGUCCAACCCCUCCCAUCUGAGAGAUCUGGACCUGAGUGAGAACUAUCUGCAGGAUUCAGGAGUGGAGCUGCUGAGAGGUCUUCUGGAGAGUCCUCACUUCAGACUGCAGACUCUCAGGAUCACAGGAGAGAUGUUAAGAGCCAAGAUCCAGAAGAGCUGAGACUCUGAUGUAAACAGGAAGUGGAAACUGGACCGACUGACGGGAUAUUUUCCAUAAAGAACAAACCAUCAAUUUCACUUCAAGCUUUUCUUAAAAGUGAAGAUAAAACACUUAAAUAUAGAAUAGAACAUAAAUAUCUUUUAAACCAAAUAUGAACAAAUGUUUCCUACAAGUCCCGCCCCAAAGUGCUGUGAUUGGCUGGUUCUAUUAAGAUAAAUACCUUGAUGCCUUUCAUAAUCCCAGGCUCCAGUUUCCUUCUCACCUGAACACACCUCUAAAUCUGUGUACAGGUAAUCCUACACCAUGACCAGACUCUGAUCCAACUGCUUCAAGUAUUUCAUCUCUCUAAUGUUCUGAAUGUGUGGACAAUAGUUUAGAAACAGCUUGGCCCAUUUGGACAAUGUGGGAUGGAUUUGGGGGUUUGAGGAUGCUGAGUCCAUUUCUGACAUUUCCAGGAUCAAAGAUGGCAGCUUUAACCAGAAAGUGUCCAUAUGUGUCCUCUCUGUCGGCUGAUUUUGAUUAAUUCUGUGUCAGUUUGGAAAAUGUAGGGGACUCUGGAUCAUUUGGAUCGGACAGAUUGCUGAUUAGAAAUAAAUUGUCCAGAGUAAAGGUAAUAACUUUAAUCUUGGUCUCUAUAUCCAAUGCAUGCAGAGAUGGUGGGGGUAAAGCAACACUUUCAGAUGUGCUUUGAAGCCAUGAGUAAACUUCAAAUGUCACCAAAUGAUGACAGGAAUGAUCAUCAGAAGGCAUGGAGUUUAUGAUUGUAAUUUAGAACAAUCCCACUGGGUGGAGACAUUGUCAAAUAAAUCCAGCUGCCAUCCAUGGAGGACCUCUACUCCCAGCGGCUCAGGAAGAAAGCCCACAGGAUUAUCAAAGACCCCCAUCACCCCAGCAACAAACUGUCUGUCUGCUGCCGUCUGGCAGGCGGUACCGCAGCACCAGGACCAGAACCACCAGACUCAGAGACAGUUUGAUCCCACAGACCAUCAGCCUGCUGAACUCCUGAGCUCUGUGUUUGAGUCAUCAUUCUGUUCUUGAUCAUAUCAUUGUAUAUCUGCGUGUAUACAGACUUCUGCCUGCACUACUUUAUUAUUCUUAUCUUAGUUUUGUUUCUCUGUUUUAUGUCUUAUAUAACUAUGGUGCAUUGCUGGAGGAGCUACAGACUAAAGGGUUUCAUAUCUAAACUGUAGCUUGUGUGCACUGACAACAAAGCCUUUAAAUUGAAUUGUUUGUUUGAAGUUGUUCAUAAAAAAUGUGUUGCAACCUUAAAAUGCACAGGCUCCCUGGUGCAAGUAGAACAUAUUUAGGAAAAUACAGUAAAAUAUUCAAUAAAUUCAGCAGUAAUAUCAAUCCAGAGACACACACAUACAGGUGCAUCUCAAUAAAUUAGAAUAUCCUUGAAAAGUUCA
Eleginops maclovinus (Patagonian blennie) is the source of this 3690-nucleotide messenger RNA. RefSeq names its product NACHT, LRR and PYD domains-containing protein 12-like. Gene Ontology annotation, biological process: intracellular signal transduction. The coding region runs from base 1526 to 2281 and encodes 251 amino acids. Gene Ontology annotation, molecular function: protein binding. The record is from RefSeq and is a predicted model, not a curated record. The transcript has 6 exons. Lineage: Eukaryota; Metazoa; Chordata; Actinopteri; Perciformes; Eleginopidae.